Messenger RNA from Sardina pilchardus (European sardine), 5862 nucleotides. RefSeq lists its product as uncharacterized. The record is from RefSeq and is a predicted model, not a curated record. Gene Ontology annotation, biological process: protein phosphorylation. The coding region runs from base 86 to 4834 and encodes 1582 amino acids. The transcript has 13 exons. NCBI's taxonomy places the organism in Eukaryota, Metazoa, Chordata, Actinopteri, Clupeiformes, Clupeidae. Gene Ontology annotation, molecular function: protein kinase activity; ATP binding; GTP binding.
UUCUUCAUACAGCUAGUGAACAUGUUGGUUGGUAGCCUACGCAGCAAUUAGCCAUCAUCACAGAACUGAUCUCCUGAAACUGAAGAUGAGUGCUGAUCAGAAAUCAGAAAGCCGUGGCAGUUUUUAUGAACUCGACCAUCGGAUUUUGACUGAAAUGGAGAAGAAGAGGGAUGAAAAGAGAAGAGCAGAGGAGAGGAAGAUGAAGGUGCAGAAGCAGAGAGAGACUCUCAGAUCAGCAGCAGGUGGAGUUUCACACAUCUCAGACAUGAGGAUCGUGCUGCUGGGAUACAGAAAUGCUGGGAAGAGUUCAUCAGGAAACACCAUCCUGGGCAGAAAGGAGUUUGGUGCCUCUGGAAGAACAGCUGAGUGUGUGAAGAGAGAAGGAGAAACAGCAGGGAGACACAUCACUGUAGUGGAGGCACCAGGAUGGUACUAUAACGACACAGUAUACACAACUCCUGAACGUGAUAAACGAGAGAUUGUCCUCAGUGUGUCUCUGUGUCCUUUAGGACCCCAUGCUCUACUCCUGCUCUUUUAUGUGGGUGUGUCAUUCACAGAGACACACAGAAGAGCAGUGCAGCAACACAUGGAGCUGCUGGGUGAGAGAGUCUGGAGUCACACUAUACUGCUGUUCGCCGGAGGGGACGUGCUGGGAGGCUCAAGUAUUGAGCAGCAUAUUGAGAGAGGAGGAGAGGCUCUGAAGUGGGUUGUAGAGAAAUGUGGGAACAGGUAUCAUGUUGUAAACAAUAUGAAGAGUGAUGGUGUCCAGGUGACAGAGCUGCUGGAGAAGAUAGAGGAGAUGGUGGCAGGAAAUAGAGGCCAUCAGUUUGAGUUUGAUGCAGAAAGAUGUAAAGCACUGCAAGAGAAGAAGAGGGAAGAAGAGAGAAGAGCAGAGGAGAGGAAGAUGAAGGUGCAGAAGCAGAGAGAGACUCUCAGAUCAGCAGCAGGUGGAGUUCCACACAUCUCAGACAUGAGGAUCGUGCUGCUGGGAAUCAGAGGUGAUGGGAAGAGUUCAUCAGGAAACACCAUCCUGGGCAGAAAGGAGUUUGGUGUCUCAGGAAGAACAGCUGAGUGUGUGAAGAGAGAAGGAGAAACAGCAGGGAGACACAUCACUGUAGUGGACGCACCAGGAUGGUUUUAUAGCUCCACUGUAGAGCAAAUUCCUGAACGUCAUAAGCGACAGAUUGUCCUCAGUGUGUCUCUGUGUCCUCCAGGACCCCAUGCUCUACUCCUGCUCAUUAGAGUGACCGUGUCAUUCACAGAGACACACAGAAGAGCAGUGCAGCAACACAUGGAGCUGCUGGGUGAGAGAGUCUGGAGUCACACUAUAGUGCUGUUCACCAAAGGGGACCAGCUGGGAGACACAAGUAUUGAGCAGCACAUUGAGAGUGAAGGAGAGGGUCUGCAGUGGGUUGUAGAGAAAUGUGGGAACAGGUAUCAUGUUGUAGACAAUAUGAAGAGUGAUGGUGUCCAGGUGACAGAGCUGCUGGAGAAGAUAGAGGAGAUGGUGGCAGGAAAUAGAGGCCAUCAGUUUGACUUUGAUGCAGAAAUCUGUAAAGCACUGCAAGAGAAGAAGAGGGAAGAAGAGAGAAGAGGAGAGGAGAGGAAGAUGAAGGUGCAGAAGCAGAGAGAGACUCUCAGAUCAGCAGCAGGUGGAGUUCCACACAUCUCAGACAUGAGGAUCGUGCUGCUGGGAAUCAGAGGUGAUGGGAAGAGUUCAUCAGGAAACACCAUCCUGGGCAGAAAGGAGUUUGGUGUCUCAGGAAGAACAGCUGAGUGUGUGAAGAAAGAAGGAGAAACAGCAGGGAGACACAUCACUGUAGUGGACGCACCAGGAUGGUUUUAUAGCACUGUAGAGCAAAUUCCUGAACGUCAUAAGCGACAGAUUGUCCUCAGUGUGUCUCUGUGUCCUCCAGGACCCCAUGCUCUACUCCUGCUCAUUAGAGUGACCGUGUCAUUCACAGAGACACACAGAAGAGCAGUGCAGCAACACAUGGAGCUGCUGGGUGAGAGAGUCUGUAGUCACACUAUAGUGCUGUUCACCAGUGGGGACCAGCUGGGAGACACAAGUAUUGAGCAGCACAUUGAGAGUGAAGGAGAGGCUUUGCAGUGGGUUGUAGAGAAAUGUGGGAACAGGUAUCAUGUUGUAGACAAUAUGAAGAGUGAUGGUGUCCAGGUGACAGAGCUGCUGGAGAAGAUAGAGGAGAUGGUGGCAGGAAAUAGAGGCCAUCAGUUUGACUUUGAUGCAGAAAUCUGUAAAGCACUGCAAGAGAAGAAGAGGGAAGAAGAGAGAAGAGCAGAGGAGAGGAAGAUGAAGGUGCAGAAGCAGAGAGAGACUCUCAGAUCAGCAGCAGGUGGAGUUCCACACAUCUCAGACAUGAGGAUCGUGCUGCUGGGAAUCAGAGGUGAUGGGAAGAGUUCAUCAGGAAACACCAUCCUGGGCAGAAAGGAGUUUGGUGCCUCAGGAAGAACAGCUGAGUGUGUGAAGAGAGAAGGAGAAACAGCAGGGAGACACAUCACUGUAGUGGACGCACCAGGAUGGUGGCUGAACUACACUGCAGAGCAAACUCCUGAACGUGAUAAACGAGAGAUUGUCCUCAGUGUGUCUCUGUGUCCUCCAGGACCUCAUGCUCUACUCCUGAUCAUUACAGUGGAUGUGUCAUUCACAGAGACACACAGAAGAGGAGUGCAGCAACACAUGGAGCUGCUUGGUGAGAGAGUCUGGAGUCACACUAUAGUGCUGUUCACCAGUGGGGACUUGCUGGGAGACACAAGUAUUGAGCAGCACAUUGAGAGUGAAGGAGAGGGUCUGCAGUGGGUUGUAGAGAAAUGUGGGAACAGGUAUCAUGUUGUAGACAAUAUGAAGAGUGAUGGUGUCCAGAUGACAGAGCUGCUGGAGAAGAUAGAGGAGAUGGUGGCAGGAAAUAGAGGCCAUCAGUUUGACUUUGAUGCAGAAAGAUGUAAAGCACUGCAAGAGAAGAAGAGGGAAGAAGAGAGAAGAGCAGAGGAGAGGAAGAUGAAGGUGCAGAAGCAGAGAGAGACUCUCAGAUCAGCAGCAGGUGGAGUUUCACACAUCUCAGACAUGAGGAUCGUGCUGCUGGGAUACGGAGGUGCUGGGAAGAGUUCAUCAGGAAACGCCAUCCUGGGCAGAAAGGAGUUUGGUGCCUCAGGAAGAACAGCUGAGUGUGUGAAGAGAGAAGGAGAAACAGCAGGGAGACACAUCACUGUAGUUGAGGCACCAGGAUGGUGGACAACAGUAGAGAGCACUCCUGAACAUGAUAAACGAGAGACUUUCCUCAGUGUGUCUCUGUGUCCUCCAGGACCCCAUGCUCUACUGCUGGUGAUUAAUGUGGAUGUGUCAUUACCAGAACUAUGGAGAAGAGGAGUGCAGCAACACAUGGAGCUGCUGGGUGAGAGAGUCUGGAGUCACACUAUAGUGCUGUUCACCAGAGGGGACAGGCUGGGAGACACAACCAUUGAGCAGCACAUUGAGAGUGAAGGAGAGGCUCUGCAGUGGGUUGUAGAGAAAUGUGGGAACAGAUAUCAUGUUGUAGACAAUAUGAAGAGUAACGGUGGUCAGGUGUCAGAGCUGCUGGAGAAGAUAGAGGAGAUGGUGAUGAGAAACAGUGGAGAAUGUAGUAGGAACUACCCUCCUAAUUUUAAUGAAGUCCUACCUGAUGACUGCUCAGCAGGUGAUUCUGCAUAUGGCUCCACUAAACCAACAGCUGAACCUGAGCUCAUGAAGACCUUUAAGCAGCUCAGCACUGCUGCCUCUACUCAGAGCUCUGGGAUUGGCUCAGCUGACACAGGGGAGAGGAGUGGAUCUGGUGAGACAGGGGAGAGGAGUGGAUCUGCUGAGAAGCCUUCACCCAUCAUCCCACCAAUCAGAGUAAACACAAAUGGGGCUACAGCAGGACAACGGAAGACACCGUCUAGACCAACACAUGGAAAAACACUGACUGCUAAGAGCAAAGGCUACCCAGUGACAAAUCCUUUUGUGGAUGAAACUACAAUUGCUGUAGAUUACACAGCAUGCAUUGGACAUGGCUCUUAUGGAACAGUUCACAUGGGGUCUUAUCAGGGAACACCUGCGGCUAUAAAGAUUAUACCUACAGGAGACAAUCCAGUGACAACAAAUGAAUUCACCAUACCUGGGCGUUUGUCUCACCCCAAUGUUGUGCGGAUGAUGGCUGUAGCCAAAAGUGAGACACAGAUCCUCAUUGCUAACGAGUACAUCCAUGGUGCCAAUCUGCAGCAGGUUCUUCAUACAGACACUCCUAUUAAGCUGCAACCUGAAGAUAAGCUGUUUGUGGCUUUAGAUAUUGCCCUGGCUGUUGAGUACAUACAUGGAAGAAAUAUCAUUCACCAAGAUCUCAAGCCAGCAAAUAUAAUGAUUGCAGCGGAUAACAAGAAGGCUUAUCUGACUGACUGGGGCUUGGCGAACCUGAUGGACACGAUAUCGAUGGCGAGAGGAAGCAGUCAAGCAGGGGCUCACUGUGCCCCACUGGGAGGAACCCCUCCCUACAUGGCCCCAGAGUGCCUAGUGGACUGUGAGGACUGCAGCACCAUGUCUGACAUGUGGUCUCUUGGCAUCACUCUUCUGGAGAUGUUCACCAACUCUAAGGCCUGGUCGUACAGUAACCCGCGUGAGCUUCGGAAACUUCUUUACAAUCAAAAAGCUCCUCGCGCUCUGUCUAAAUUGCAGCCUGCUCUUCAUGGCAUUGUGAAACCACUGAUAGAAUAUGAACCCAAGUCCCGCAUGAAUGGCAAAGACCUGGUGGUGCUGUUGAAGUCAAAGGUUGAUGUCACCAAAAGAUAUGGGUUCAAAUGGUAAAGAGAGGGAAAGAUUAAGACGUCAUUUCAGCUGUUGUGUAUUUGCAUUAUUAGAAUUACUGAUACUGAAUGCAGAUUGAUGACUACUGUAAAAACAGUCCUGUUUAAAGCCAGCUCAGUACAACGCUGUAUUUUAUAGUCUAUGUAAACACCCCAAGAACUGUGUUCAAGCACUGGGCUUUGCCCAAAGUGUAAACAACUAAAGAGACAUACACACACACACACAGCAGAGAGCUAUGCCAGAGGCAUACUGUAUAAGAACACAUUUGGACCCUUUGUGUGACUAGUUUGUCAAAAUGACAUUCCUCCAGUUGUAAAAUAAGCAAAGGCUUAGGCUGGACUGUGUGGACUGUGAAGUCUUUGUGGAUGUGUAGUCUUUAUUAUGGGAAGCCAACAUUUACAAUAUAUCUACUUGUUUAUAUUUUUAUAAUAGAUGGAGUAGUUUUGUGGUUUUUUUUUAAGUGUUCUGAAGUAGCCAUAUUGUAAAUUGAACUGCACAAUGGAAUUCCGUUUUUUUUUUUUUCAUUUAACUUAAAAACAAAUGCCUAAAGCAACACAAUGUAGGAUUUCCCCUUUUCCUCACAUUGUUAUCAGCGUGGGUACCCAAUGCUACGGGGAUACCCAAUUCAUCUAUCCCAAUGAAAUGGAUCAUGUCCAUAUGUGCAACAACAACAUGCAAUACCAAGCAUUCCAUCCCCAAUUCUCUACUAACUCUGUUACAUUAAAAUGACUUUGCAUCCUAUAUCCAAACGUAAACUUUCGGUAACACUUUGCUUACUUUACUUAAGGUAAAAUAAAAAUAGCUAUAUUGUGUUGCUUUUAUGGGCUGUUAUUGAUUUUUUUUUUAUCAUUAAUCAUUCCUUAGUACCACAGUACAAAUGUGUCAUUUGCAUCUAAAGUGUAAAUAUAAAUACGUUGUCUUUAAAGUGUUUCCUUGUUUUUUGGUUUAUUCUUUUAAAGGGACACUUCACCGAUUAGCAUUAGGCUUUGUAUCUUUAGAAAACCAGUCAUGUUUUUGAAUGGUCGUGC